Exaiptasia diaphana is the source of this 1229-nucleotide messenger RNA. RefSeq lists its product as uncharacterized. The record is from RefSeq and is a predicted model, not a curated record. Gene Ontology annotation, molecular function: transmembrane transporter activity. The coding region runs from base 101 to 616 and encodes 171 amino acids. Gene Ontology annotation, biological process: transmembrane transport. Lineage: Eukaryota; Metazoa; Cnidaria; Anthozoa; Actiniaria; Aiptasiidae. The transcript has 2 exons.
AUUUUGUAUAGAGGCUGGUAUUACAUCACAACAAGGAGCCAAUCAGUUUACAGUAAUCGGUGUCUUKGCAUUGGYYUCGUCUGUUGUAUCUGGACGCAUCAUGGAUCACAAGACUGUCAACCCUUUCCACGUGAACCAGACUGCUGCAUUUAUAUUGUCAACAUCAUUAUUUUYAAUCAAUCUGGCCAACSAGUAUCAUCAUUUUWURAUAUUCUCGUUCUUCUGUGGCAUCGGCAUGGGCAUCUUUCGUACCACAAUAGCCGUGUUGUUCUUGAACACUGUUAAAAAGCAYCAAGUGAAUUAUGCUUGGCCUAUUGCUGAGGUUCUGACGUCUACUGGAAAUGCGGUUGGUGCACCUUUUAUAGGUUUAAUCAUCCACAAAACCGGUUCUUUCUACAAAGGAAUAGCUACUGGGGCAGGAAUCUUUGCACUGUCUUUUUUAAUUCCGUUUCUACAAUACUGCUUUGAACCUUGGAGGAAGGAAACAGACAGACGGUUAAAUCGCCAGGAGGUAGCUCCUUCUUCCAUUGAACUACCCGGCUUCGUGGAGAAAGAACACGCAAAUCUAUCAUAUUCAAACAAUAAUGAUGAAGAUUUCAAAGAAAGUGCCGCCUGAAAUUCAUGAACUCGCUAAUGAAGCUGAAAAACCAAAGACAAUGGCAUGAGCGAUCUUUUUUAAAAUGAAGGGAACAGUGCUUUAAUCAAGAACACACUUUCGCAGUACAUUAAUUUGUGAUAUUCCUCUUUAGAUCGUCAACUAAUCCGGCUCAAGUGAAUGUUUCCUUCCUUAAUCUCUUGAUAAUAGGUGUUUAAGACCGUGUAAGGGAGAGUAUAAGAGUAUAAGUUAAGGGAGAAUCGCAGGGGACCUUUUCAUGGUUGUUCAAUGUUUAAACUAAUAGAAAAUUGACCUUCUGUGACRUCAUCAUCAAUUUAGUUAGGAACCACUAACAAGAAAUCCUGGAUCUUGAAAAUCUGAAUAAAUGGAUAUGGCUGACACGUGGAGUAGAGAAUGAAUCAAGAURUGAGUGUAUUUAAUUACCAUUCAUUCCAUUACGCUAUGUAUUAAUUCUCAAUAGGGUAGUUGCCAUUUCGGCUAUUAAACGGUAAAAAAUUAGUACGAUUACAGUUAAAUUUUACCCAUUAUGGCUAAAAUCUAAAACAUGUUUUCUGAAAUCAUGCAAAAAAUAACAAUAAUAAACAAGGGAAAUAAAAUUAUUUUCAUUAGCUUU